AUGAGUGGACUUGCAAUGCAGUCUACACAGUUUGGUAUGGGCGCAGGCGCUGGUUCUGGAGCAGGCGCCGGGCCGGGACUGGCACCUGUGACAUCGGGCGCGCCCGGCCUCGGUAUCGAAGCGCUCUAUAACAAUCCAAUGUUUGCGGGAGGGCUGGGGCUCGCUAGCCUAGGUGCAGCGGCAGCAGUUGCGCGCCGUGGGGUCAUUAGGGGCGCCCAGCUGUUGCGAAAAAAUCUGCUCGUCAACGUCGAGAUCAGCAGACGCGACCCGUCGUAUCCCUGGGUUUUGGCAUGGCUGUCACAGCCCAGGCCCGCCCAUGGCUUUCUCAUUUCGAAACUCACCCGCAUUCGGGAUCUUUCAGUCGCUACUGCCACUGAAUCGUCCAGAACGGAUCCGCUUGGCGCCAGCGACGAUGCAACAAGGGCCAGCUUCUUCUUGCAGCCCGGCUACGGGAGGCACAUUAUCCGCCACUCAGACGGUACUUAUAUUGCAGUGAAUCGCGAAAAGCAGUCCACCGCCAAUCACCAGACUGGAGAACCGCACGAGACCGUCACCCUGACUACGCUUUGGUCACAUCGCCACGUUUUCGAGCACGUCUUCUCGGAGGCUCAUGCCCUAGCCAAGAGCGCACAGGCGGGCAAGACGCCAGUCUACAGCAUCCAAGGCAUGUCCUGGGCACAGCUGGGCCUCCCACGCCGGAAGAGACCACUCGCGUCAGUGGUGUUUGACAAGGGGCUCAAGGAGGCCAUCGUGGCAGACGUUCAAGACUUUCUCUCCCGGCACCAGUGGUACGCCGACCGUGGCAUUCCGUACCGCCGCACAUAUUUGCUACAUGGCCCGCCCGGAAGUGGCAAGUCUUCCUUUAUACACGCGCUCGCUGGCGAACUGGACUACAACCUGGCAAUCGUCAACCUGGUCGAGAGAGGUCUCACUGAUGACAAGCUGGCAAACAUGCUCAUGAGACUACCGCCACGCUCGAUCCUGCUGCUCGAGGACGUUGAUGUCGCUUUCGGAAAUCGACAGGAGAUGUCACCGGAUGGGUACAGCGGGGCCACAGUGACGUACUCUGGCCUCCUCAAUGUUUUAGACGGCAUGGCGGCUGGCGAAGAUCGCAUUGCAUUUUUGACAACCAACCACGUCGAACGACUUGAUCCAGCCCUUAUCCGACCUGGCAGAGUCGAUGUCAAAGUUCGCGUGGGCGAGGCCACACCUGAACAAGCGGCCGAGCUUUGGUCCAGGUUCUAUGGUGAUGUUGACACAUCAGGCAGCGGCCGGGAAAGAUUCAUCGCCAAACUCUACAAACUCGGCUUCUUCGACGAGCCAGCUGAGGGUAGAACGACUCUACGUAUCAGCGCUGCUGCGAUACAAGGGCUCUUCCUAACCAACAAGGAGGACAUGGAAGGAGCUAUAUCCAAUAUGGAGGCACAUCUGAUUCCCGGACACUCUCAUCAUGGCUCGGAGCCACACAAAGGGACGGCGCAGUAA
Molecule: messenger RNA, 1485 nt
Organism: Pyricularia grisea
Lineage: Eukaryota; Fungi; Ascomycota; Sordariomycetes; Magnaporthales; Pyriculariaceae
Exons: 1
Coding region: 1-1485 (494 amino acids)
Biological process (GO): protein insertion into mitochondrial inner membrane from matrix; mitochondrial respiratory chain complex III assembly
Cellular component (GO): mitochondrial inner membrane
Molecular function (GO): ATP hydrolysis activity; ATP binding
Source: RefSeq, a predicted model, not a curated record